CCCGCGCCAGGUGCAGGCUGCGGAGACUCCCUUCCCCGGGGGAGGGGGCUCCGCCGCCCGAGGUGACCCCUCCGCCUCCACCUCGGUGAGAGGGGGGCUGGGAGGGCGCCUGGAUCCCGAGACCCGCGCGGGUGGCCAGCUGGCAGGAGGGGACGGGGUCAAAGGUGGAAGGCUACGGGCUGGCAGGGAGAGGAGGCCUGGACCUGGGUUCGGAAAGAGGAAGGACAUCAUCUCUGCGGGACCGUGAGCAGAAUGGACACCCGGCCCGGGCGGGUGGUUGCAGCCGCAGGGAGGGCUGCUGAGAGCGGGCAGCUCAAUUUCUGGAUCCCAGGCGGGACCGAGUCAGGUCGAGCGCAGGGCUCCUGGCCAGAAGCUGGAGGGGACUUGGUCAACAAGACCAAGAAACGACUCAGCUGAGCUUUGUAGCUCUGAGACAGAAAAUGUCUGCGGAUGGCGGAGGCAUCCGUGCUACCCAGGACAAGGAGAGAGCCCAAGAGACUCCAGGUCACGGGCAUUCUUGUCAAGAAAUGCUUUCCGAGUCGGAGGGGACAGUGCCGUUGGGAGCCGCUCAGAAGUCACCCCACAUCAAGAUGGAACCAGAAGAGCCGCACCCUGAGGGGGCAUCACAGGAGGCCAGAGCUCAAGGAGCACGGGGCUGGGUGCCCCUAAGCCAGGGCUCUAAGGAGAAAGUGCAUUUCCUGCCUGGUGGAGCCCUCCCCUCCCCCCAGAUCCCUGUGCUCUCUCACGAGGGGAGGACCAGAGACCGGCGGAUGGCCGCGGCGCUCCUCACUGCCUGGUCCCAGAUGCCAGUGACCUUUGAGGACGUGGCUGUGUACCUCUCCCGGGAGGAGUGGGGGCGGCUGGACCACACACAGCAGAGCUUCUACAGGGAUGUCCUGCAGAAGAGGAACGGGCUGUCCUUGGGGUUUCCCUUCAGCAGGCCUUUCUGGGCCUCUCAAGUGCAGGGCAAGGGCGAGGCCUCGGGAUCCUGCCAGCAGAUGGGAGAUGAGGAGGAGGAGAAGAGAGGAGCCGUGGAGGUGGGCAAGGAGGAGCUAGCCCCGUCCCUGGGAGCCCUUGGGGAUAUGAAGUCCUUCAAAAGCAGGGUGGGGAGAGCCCAGGGGGACGCCCCACGGUGUGGGCAGCGAGCAGUCGGCGGCCAGAGCUCAGGGCCAGCCAAGGACGAUGUGCAGCUGGGUCCCGCGGAGGAGGCACAGUCGGAACCAGCCCCACCUGACAUCAGCAUCCCGAAAGCCCAGGAGGGCCGCUUCCCAGAGCAACCCAGAGAGGGGGAGACGACCGCCCCUGAGAGCAGCGAGGAGGGCCUGGCCCCUGACGGCGACGUCGGCAAGAAGACCUACAAGUGCGAGCAGUGCGGCAAGGCCUUCAGCUGGCACUCGCACUUGGUGACGCACCGGCGCACGCACACGGGCGAGAAGCCCUACGCCUGCACGGACUGCGGCAAGCGCUUUGGCCGCAGCUCGCACCUCAUCCAGCACCAGAUCAUCCACACUGGCGAGAAGCCCUACACCUGCCCGUCGUGCUGGAAGAGCUUUAGCCACCACUCGACGCUGAUCCAGCACCAGCGCAUCCACACGGGUGAGAAGCCCUACGUGUGCGACCGCUGCGCCAAGCGCUUCACCCGCCGCUCGGACUUGGUCACCCACCAGGGCACCCACACGGGCGCCAAGCCGCACAAAUGCCCCAUCUGCGGCAAGUGCUUCACGCAGAGCUCAGCCCUGGUCACCCACCAGCGCACCCACACCGGGGUCAAGCCCUACCCGUGCCCCGAGUGCGGCAAGUGCUUCAGCCAGCGCUCCAACCUCAUCGCCCACAACCGCACGCACACCGGCGAGAAGCCCUACCACUGCCUCGACUGCGGCAAGAGCUUCAGCCACAGCUCCCACCUCACCGCCCACCAGCGCACCCACCGCGGCGUCCGGCCCUACUCCUGCCCCCUGUGCGGCAAGAGCUUCAGCCGGCGCUCCAACCUGCACCGGCACGAGAAGAUCCACACGGCGGGGCCCAAGGCCCUGGCCAUGCUGAUGCUGGGGGCAGCCGGGGCUCUGGCGGCGCCCCCUCCGGCCCCCACCUAGGAGGCUGAGAGAUAGGGGCCGGCCCGGAGACAGGGAAGGAAGGGGAUUGGAGCGGGGGCAGCUGCUGCGGGGGUGUGACCUGGGAGGCCCAGGAAGGGAGUUGGGGAGGUGCUGGCAUGGGGGUGGGGCGCGGCAACACAGGAGGAGCUCGG
Balaenoptera musculus (blue whale) is the source of this 2245-nucleotide messenger RNA. It is a transcript of the gene ZNF205, whose product is annotated as zinc finger protein 205. The transcript has 7 exons. The coding region runs from base 441 to 2093 and encodes 550 amino acids. NCBI's taxonomy places the organism in Eukaryota, Metazoa, Chordata, Mammalia, Artiodactyla, Balaenopteridae. The record is from RefSeq and is a predicted model, not a curated record. Gene Ontology annotation, biological process: negative regulation of transcription by RNA polymerase II. Gene Ontology annotation, molecular function: DNA-binding transcription repressor activity, RNA polymerase II-specific.